GUCUUGAGGAGGGAAAGGGGGUGGUGGGAAUUCAAACUAAGGCAGGCUUUACAGUGAGUCAAACACUCGCAAAGACAGACUACAGACAGUCUCCGCAGCACUAACAUACAGGCUCACUGUGACCUGGAGCUCCUCUCUUAAACCUAAGAUCAAAAAGACUUUACAAAGAGAAGAGAAAAAUUUAGACUGAGAGAGAAACCAAAGAAAGACAUACAACUCGUUCAGGUGGGAUGAAAACUGAGUUGUGCCCAAGAAGCUUUUAGUUGUGAGGAAGAAAAGAGGAGCGAGGACAAGCCUGAGGAUACUACAGAUUAUGUUGCCAUGGAAACCGAAACCUGGAAGCGGACGAAAGGACCACUGAAGGUGGACGACCUCCCGUGACUGCAUCCUCGACACAUUACUGUCCCCCUGCGCACUGUGGUGAGAGAAUGCUGUGGAGAAUAACUAUCCCAGUCAUACUGGCUGGGGUGCUCUGCAUCACCGCAGAGACCAAAAAGCCUCGACCCCAGGGAUCCAUCCCGUCCCCUCACAAGACCAAAGGGAACCUGUCCUCAGAGCGUCACCACCGGUUACUGCAGCAGAAACCAGAGGUGCUCUCCUCCAGCCGGGAGGCCUUGGUGGUCACAGAGCGCCGCUACCUCCGCAGAGACUGGUGCAAGACGCAACCUCUCCGCCAGACGAUCAGCGAGGAGGGCUGCCGCAGCCGCACUGUGGUCAAUCGCUUUUGCUACGGCCAGUGUAACUCCUUCUACAUCCCACGCCAUAUGGGCCCCAGCUCGGGUCAGGGCCAGAGUCGAGGCCAAGCCUCAGGCUCUGGAAGGAAGAGCCACAACAAGGUCCAGGAGCCGUUCCAGUCCUGCUCCUUCUGCAAGCCACACCGUAUCACACAGCUCACAGUGCAGCUGGACUGCCCAGACCUGCAGCCCCCUUUCAGACACCGUAAGGUGCAGAGGGUCAAACAGUGUCGCUGUAUGUCCGUGGAGGUGGGCAGCCACGGGAAACUGUGAAGAAGACUUAGAAAUUACAUCAUAUGAAUAUUGUUAAAGGUAGAAUUUGUCAAGGACUGGCUUCAAGUUGAACUACUCUGCCUCGUGCUGUAAAAUAAUGGCUUGUCCAAUAAACUGGCAUAAAACAUGGAACUGGUAUUAUUAAAAAAAGGCUCUGCAUCAAUUUAAUGAGAGACUGGCAGCCAUGUUGACAAGCUGUUGAAAGAACGAUUUAAGAAGCUGCAAGAGACACUCGUGAUGAAGCAGCCAAUUAUCAACAUUGAACAAGAUUUCCCUCCCUGUUAUUUCAAAAAGCUCUUAUCUACCUGGCUGUUUGUACUGUUGCUAAUGGCUUCUUUUGUGAUAAAGGAGUUAAAGUGCCUCAGAGUGUGAGAACCACAAAUAUUAGAGACAACUGUAGAAAUGGUGUGACACCUUUAACAAAGGUUCUGUAAUAUGACGCGUUCUUCUGCAGUUGGAUCUACAGUGGUUUGCUAGCAAUGUUUUCACCUGGUGAAGAUGCUGACAGUGUUUUAUAAUUAUUGUGUUGGUUAUGUUUUCCGUAACGUCGAUGAUGAUGUUGGGGAAAAGGUUUCAAGAAACAUGAAAUAACACAGCUACCACCAGUGACACCCGCCUGCUCGGACACAAGCCCGGCUGUAUUCUGUACAUCUGCCAUAAAUAUACUAGCCAGUAGGAAAAAAAAAAAAAGUAAUAACAUACUGCAGCAUGUGUAAUGGAGGUGCAAUGCAAUAUAUACAGUAUAAGUAUUUUAUGUAUGUAUGUGAAAGGUAUAUUAAAUCUAUUUCAUAUAAAACAACA
This is a messenger RNA of Acanthopagrus latus (yellowfin seabream), 1808 nucleotides long. It is a transcript of the gene grem2a, whose product is annotated as gremlin 2, DAN family BMP antagonist a. Bases 429 to 1007 code for a protein of 192 amino acids. Gene Ontology annotation, biological process: animal organ morphogenesis. The record is from RefSeq and is a predicted model, not a curated record. The transcript is spliced from 2 exons. Gene Ontology annotation, molecular function: receptor ligand activity; BMP binding. Lineage: Eukaryota; Metazoa; Chordata; Actinopteri; Spariformes; Sparidae.